Nannospalax galili (Upper Galilee mountains blind mole rat) is the source of this 2147-nucleotide messenger RNA. RefSeq names its product NOP56 ribonucleoprotein (gene Nop56). The record is from RefSeq and is a predicted model, not a curated record. Lineage: Eukaryota; Metazoa; Chordata; Mammalia; Rodentia; Spalacidae. Gene Ontology annotation, cellular component: box C/D methylation guide snoRNP complex; small-subunit processome. The transcript has 12 exons. Bases 33 to 1835 code for a protein of 600 amino acids. Gene Ontology annotation, molecular function: snoRNA binding.
GGAGCGCGCCAGUCGCAUUGCGAGCGGGCGCCAUGGUUCUGCUGCACGUGCUCUUCGAGCAUGCGGUCGGCUACGCGCUGCUGGCGCUGAAGGAAGUGGAGGAGAUCAGCCUGCUGCUGCCGCAGGUGGAAGAGUGUGUGCUCAACCUCGGCAAGUUCCACAACAUCGUUCGCCUGGUGGCCUUUUGUCCCUUUUCCUCGUCCCAGGUUGCCUUGGAAAAUGCCAAUGCUGUGUCUGAGGGUGUUGUUCAUGAGGACCUCCGCCUCCUCUUGGAGACAUACCUGCCAUCUAAAAAGAAGAAAGUACUGUUGGGGGUUGGAGACCCUAAGAUUGGAGCUGCGAUACAGGAGGAAUUAGGGUACAACUGCCAGACUGGAGGUGUGAUAGCCGAGAUCCUUCGAGGAGUUCGUCUUCACUUCCAUAAUCUGGUGAAGGGUCUGACUGACCUAUCAGCUUGUAAAGCCCAACUAGGGCUGGGACAUAGCUAUUCUCGUGCCAAAGUUAAGUUUAAUGUGAACCGGGUGGACAACAUGAUCAUCCAGUCCAUAAGUCUCCUAGACCAGCUGGAUAAAGACAUCAAUACGUUUUCUAUGCGAGUCAGGGAGUGGUAUGGAUAUCACUUUCCGGAGCUCAUAAAGAUCAUCAAUGACAAUGCCACAUACUGUCGCCUGGCCCAAUUCAUUGGAAACCGUAGAGAGUUGAAUGAGGAAAAGUUGGAGAAGCUUGAAGAGUUGACAAUGGAUGGGGCCAAAGCUAAGGCCAUUCUGGAUGCCUCUCGGUCUUCCAUGGGCAUGGACAUAUCUGCUAUCGACUUGAUAAACAUCGAGAGCUUCUCCAGUCGUGUGGUGUCUUUGUCAGAGUAUCGCCAGAGCCUACAUACUUACCUUCGCUCCAAGAUGAGCCAAGUAGCCCCCAGCCUGUCAGCCUUAAUUGGGGAAGCGGUAGGUGCACGUCUUAUUGCUCAUGCUGGCAGCCUCACCAACCUGGCCAAGUACCCAGCGUCCACAGUACAGAUCCUUGGGGCUGAAAAGGCCCUGUUCAGAGCCCUAAAGACAAGGGGUAACACACCAAAAUACGGACUCAUUUUCCAUUCCACCUUCAUUGGCCGAGCAGCUGCCAAGAACAAAGGCCGCAUCUCCCGAUAUCUAGCAAACAAAUGCAGUAUUGCGUCGCGGAUUGAUUGCUUCUCUGAGGUGCCUACAAGUGUAUUCGGGGAGAAGCUCCGAGAGCAAGUUGAGGAGCGGCUAUCUUUCUAUGAGACUGGAGAAAUUCCACGGAAAAACCUAGAAGUCAUGAAGGAAGCAAUGGUUCAGGCAGAGGAAGUAGCUGCUGAGAUUACCAGGAAGCUGGAAAAACAGGAAAAGAAACGCUUGAAGAAGGAAAAGAAGCGACUAGCUGCACUGGCUCUGGCCUCGUCAGAAAACAGUAGUGCUCCAGAGGAAUGUGAGGUCAGUCAGCAACAGGAAACAUGUGAAAAACCGAAAAAGAGGAAAAAACCAAAGCCCCAGGAGGCGCCUCAGGAAAACGGAAUGGAAGAAGAGCCACCUGUUUCUUCCCCUAAACGAAAGAAAAAGAAAGCUCUCUCCAAGGAGGUGCUGGUUAGUGGUCCUGAGGACAGCGCUUCUGCCAGCACAAGCCUUCCUAGUCCUAAAAGGAAGAAGUCUGCACCUCAGGAGGAAAUGGCCCCCGAAGAGGCAGCAAACAUGAGUGUCCCCAAGAAAAAAAGGAAAUUUUCUUCCAAGGAGGAGCCAGCUAGCAGUGGGCCUGAAGCUACUGCUGACAAGAGUGGCACAAAGAAAAAGAGAAAGUUCCAGAAAACACCUCAGGAGGACUAGAAUGGUGGACAUUUCUUGAGGGGAGGGGCAUAGCUAAGGGUACUGUCCCAACCCAUAUAAACCCCAAUAAAAAAAUCUGCAAAAAUUGGUUGUUUGUUUAUUGAAUGCUUUACAUAGGUAUGGGUAGGGACUUAGGACAGGGCAGCAGUGACGGCUUCGGUGAAGUCAUGACAAGUGGCAUAACCUCCCAUGUCAGAGGUUCGAACCUGUGGGGAAAAGUUGCCAUCAUCCUGUGGCCUGGACCCCAACCCAAACCACCCAGCACAGACUGAGAUUCCCCUUCUGGAAGCUACUUCCAUGACAACCUAGCUU